Prorocentrum cordatum is the source of this 1499-nucleotide messenger RNA. The record is from the annotation of a GenBank genome assembly. NCBI's taxonomy places the organism in Eukaryota, Dinophyceae, Prorocentrales, Prorocentraceae.
AUGAAGCUUUUCCGCUCCAUGCGCAUCGACGGCAAGGACCUCAACCCAGAAGACAUCGACACACUUAACCCCAACACCAAAAAGGCCGCCGCCGCCAAGAUCGCGGACGAGGUGGAGAAGCUGGCGAAGCCGGUGGAGACCAAGGACCUCCUGGACAUCGCCACCGUGUCCGUGGGGGGCAACGUGGAGAUGGGCAAGAACAUCGCCGAGGUGGGGCCGCCUCCGCGCGCGGCCGACCUUCCCCGGGCCGAGCGCGCGCGCUGCCGGGCGCCGGCCCGCGGCGGUACGCCGCGGCCCGCGGCCGCGGGCGCUGCCGCGGCGGGCGCGGCCCGCGGCCGCGCUGGCCGCGGCGGCGCCGCGGUGCUCGUGCGCGCGCCCGCGGUCGGGGUGCGGGCGCCGCCGGCGGGGCUGCACGGCCGAGGAGGCGCGGCGGGCAGGGAGGCUUUCUUCGGGGCGAACUACGCGGCGCCGAGAGCCGGCCCGGGGCGCUGGGCCGGCGGCGGCGGCGAGGAGGCCGCGGGGGCAGGGAGGGCGGGAGGCACUCCCCGCGUGCCCUUCGAGAUGCACCGGCGCCACCGGGAGAGGCUGCUGGAGCGCCUGCGGCCAGGGCUGGCUCCGGAGGAGCGCGGGGCGUGCCUGGCGCUGUUUCAGGGCGGGCAGGAGAGCCCGGUGUACGACACGGACACCGUCUGGGACUUCAGGCAGGAGAGCAACUUCCAGUGGCUCUUCGGCGUGCGAGAGCCCGGUUGCUCGGGGGCCCUCGACCCCGAGAGCGGGGAGGCGCUGCUCUUCGUGCCCCGGCUGCCCGAGGACUACGAGGCGUGGGUCGGCCCCCGGCGCGGUCUGCAGUGGUUCAGGGACACGUACGAGGUCGACGGCGUCUUCUUCGUCGACGAGAUGGCCAGCGUGAUGAAGGCGCGCGGCGCCGAGAGUCUCCUGGCCUACCACGGGCUGAACCGCGACUCCGGUCUGCGCCUGCCCAGCCCGCGCUUCGAGGGGUGCGGCGACUUCCGGAUCCUGAGCGACGGGCGCCUCUGGGACGCGUUGGCGGAGUGCAGGGUCGUCAAGGACGAGGACGAGCUCGCCAUUCUGCACUUCGUCAACGACGUCUCCUCGGACGCGCACGUGGCCGUGAUGCGGGGGGUGCGCCCGGGCGACCCGGAGUACGUGUCGGAGGCGAGCUUCCGUCACUUUGCUUUCCUUCGCGGCUGCGCGCGGGUGGGCUACCACUGCAUCUGCCCCAGCGGGGCUCGCUGCGGCAUUCUGCACUACGGCCACGCGGCGUUCCCGAACGCCGAGGAGGUGCGCCCCGGCGAGCUGAAGCUGCACGACAUGGGCGCCGAGUACCACUGCUACACGGCGGACAUCACCUGCACGUUCCCAGUGGACGGGCGUUUCACGGCGGCCCAGAGGACCGUGUACGAGGCGGUCUGGGCCGCCACGCUGGCCGUGGAGCGCACCAUGCGCCCGGGCGUCAGCUACUGCGACAUGCACCUCCU